Anopheles aquasalis is the source of this 1331-nucleotide messenger RNA. It is a transcript of the gene Gas8, whose product is annotated as Growth arrest specific protein 8. The record is from RefSeq and is a predicted model, not a curated record. Gene Ontology annotation, molecular function: small GTPase binding; microtubule binding. Gene Ontology annotation, biological process: cell motility. Gene Ontology annotation, cellular component: Golgi apparatus; motile cilium; microtubule. NCBI's taxonomy places the organism in Eukaryota, Metazoa, Arthropoda, Insecta, Diptera, Culicidae.
CCGUCAUCGACGGGUGCGAUGUCUCGAGUAUGUCCCGGGAGCAGCUGGAACAGUUUGCUCUCAAACUGCGGAACGAGAUGGAGCGCGAGCGGGAGGAACGCAACUUUUUUCAGCUCGAACGGGACAAGCUCCGUACUUACUGGGAGAUCACUCGCAAACAACUGGAGGAAGCGAAGGCCGUCAUUCGGGGGAAGGAGCGGGACGUGGAGGUGGCCCAGGAGCUGGCGGAUCAAGAUACGAAAAAUGUGAUGCAAGAGAUGAAGCAUCUGCAGUACGAGCACCAGUCGCACAUUGGUGAGCUGCGAGCGGAGAUGAUGACACAGCUGAAGAUGGCCCAGGAAGACCACACGCUGCAGGAGCGCGAACUGUUGAACGACAAGCGUGAUCUGAAGCGCCUGCUCCGGGAAAAGGAAGAGAACGCCGAACUGGAGAUACAGCAGCUGAAGUUGAAACACAGCGAGCUACUGAGCGUAGAACGAGCCAAGUUUCAGGAGGAAAUCGAAGCAAUGACGAAGCUGUUCGAACAACGCCUUGCAAGCUACAAGGAAGAGGCUGAAGUACGGCACGAGAUGGAACUUUCGGAGGUAGAGGAGCGCAAAAACAGUCAGAUCGCGGAGCUAAUAAACACGAACGAGCAGGCGUACCGGGAGAUGAAGAGCUACUACAAUGCAAUCACGCAGAACAACCUGGCCCUCAUCAACAGCAUGAAGGAAGAGAUGGAAGAGAUGCGACUCCAGUCGGACAAGGACCUGAAGAGCUUCACGGAGGUGAUGGCGGAGAACAAGCGGUUGACGGAACCACUCAAGAGCGCCCAGGCCGAACUGGUGGAGCUGCGCAAGAAGCUACAGUACUACGAUCGCGAUAAGGCCACACUGAACCGGGUAAAGACACGGCUCAACAGCACCCAGAAGCAGCUGUCCAGCCUGAAGCUCGAGCAGGAUGUGCUGCAGAUGCGGUGCGAGAAGCUGGUCGAAGAGCGCGAUCAGCUGAAGCGCAUGUUUGAGAAAUCGAUGCUGGAGUUGCAGCAAAAGUCGGGUUUGAAGAACUCACUGCUUGAGCGGAAGCUCGAGUACAUCGAAAAGCAGACGGAACAGCGGGAAGCCAUUCUUGGGGAGGUGUUGUCGCUGGCCGGUAUCGAACCGCAGUCGUUGAGCGUCCGAAUUGAGAAGUUGUUGGUGCAGAAGAACGACAAGAUACAGGCGCUCCGGUAUGAUUUGGCGCGCGUGAGCAAGAUGUACGACGAUCUGCUGUCGCUGAUCGAGGGCAAGCUGGUCAAGUACGGUAUCACACUGAAGGAUCUCGAGCUUACCAAUUUGCGGCAAGAUAAGUGA